AUGAUUCACAUGUUGCCAUCUCACAGAAAUUUAAACGACGUACAAACUCAUGAAAUCGAUUUGGCGAAGGAUGCUGGAUUAUUUUUUAAAGGAACUUUUGAUUAUAUGAAUCUUCAAGCUGGUGGCCAAGAAAAUUUGGGCUAUACUAAGUUAGAUCAUAAGAACUACCUUCGAACCAAAAGGCAAAAAGCUAUGGGACAAGGAGAAGCAGGAGUACUAUUAGAAUAUUUUGAGAAAAAAAGAGUUGAAGAUCCAUCUUUCUUUUUUGCGGUACAGUUGGAUGCUAGUGAUAUGAUCACGAACAUAUUUUGGACAGAUUCUAAGUUGAUAACAGAUUAUGAGAUUUUUGGAGAUGUGCUUUCAUUUGAUACUACGUACCAGACAAAUAAAGAGCAUAGACCUUUGGAUAGUUUCGUUGGAUUUAAUAACCAUAGAAAAAUGAUUAUUUUUGGAGGUACACUGAUGUAUGAUGAGAUUUCAGAAUCUUUUCAGUGGUUGUUCGAAAUAUUUCUUAGAGCAAUGUCUGGAAAAACACCAAAAACUCUUUUUACAGAUCAACAUGCUGCUAUGAGUAAGGCCAUCUCAUUCGCCAUGCCUGUAGUUCAUCAUAGAAAAUGCAUUUACGAGUAUAAGGAUGAAGGAGAAUUUUUAAAUGCUUGGAAUGCUAUGCUUGAUGAAUAUAAUCUUCAUGAAAAUGAAUGGUUUCAAGGAAUAUACGCUUUGAGAGAAAAAUUAUUUGCAACAUAUAGAAAGCAAACCUUUUCCGGUGGCAUGAAUAGCACACAAUUAAGUGAGAGUUUGAAUAGUGAAUUAAAGGAUUAUUUGCAGUCUGAUUAUAAUUUGGUACAGUUUUUUAAGCAUUAUGAUAGAGCAAUUGAAGAUAAAAGAUAUAAUGAGCUGCAAGAUACAUGUGAUGCAUCACAACGGUUGCCAGUACUAAAAGCAAAGGUGCUAAUUUUGUUUCAUGCUAGAGAGUUUGAGUCUAUGGGUAUACUUUGUUGUCAUAUAAUAAGAAUUCUUGAUGUGAUAAGAGAAGUGGAUAAAAUUCUAUAUGAGUAUAUUUUGAAAAGAUGGACAAAAACUGCAAAAGCCGUAAAUAUUAAAGAAAUUGAUGGGCAAGAUAUAGAGAUAAAGGAUUCAAAGCUAAUCAUUGUAAAUCGUUAUAGAAUCAUUUGUCCUAUAUUUGUUAGAAUGACAGCUAAAGCUUCUGAAACAGAUGAAGGCUAUAAGCUAGCGGCAACAUGUGCAAAUGAGUUAAGUGCAAGAUUGAAACAAAUUAUGGAGGUGACAUCUCCAUCUCUCCAUCUCUCCAUACUACUGGUUUAA
Molecule: messenger RNA, 1326 nt
Organism: Nicotiana tabacum (common tobacco)
Lineage: Eukaryota; Viridiplantae; Streptophyta; Magnoliopsida; Solanales; Solanaceae
Source: RefSeq, a predicted model, not a curated record